CGCCCGGUGAUGUAGGCAGCCCGGGGAGGUGGAGCCGCGACGCCUGGAGGAGUCCCCACCGCAGCCGCGCUCCUGGUCUACCCUACCGAGCAGCCGCCAGCCCCGGCUCCGGCGACCUCCCUGCCGCCGCAGUUUGGGCAGCGGGGACCGCGAGAAUCCCCCCAUUCGGUCUUUUGUGGGGGGCGUGCCUGCUACCCCCUGCCCGCCCCUGCCCUUCCCUGCUUCCCAGACGGCUGGAAUCACUCCCGGGGGAAGCUAUUCCUGGCCGCCCGAGCAUCUCGGCGGCCAGCCCGGCUGGGCACCAGACAUCUGCGAAGCUAGCCCCGCCCGGCACUGGGCAUCUCGGGCACCGUCUAUCGCCGGCGCCGCCCAGCUUCUCGCCACUCCGGGGUGGAGGGCUUCUGCACACUUCCCCUCCCCCCAGCCGCCGGGCAGGACGCCUGCGAGUCCCCGGCGCCCCUGGCCCCUUUGGCCGCAGCGAUGCUGCCCUGGAGACGGAACAAAUUCGUGCUGGUGGAGGAUGAGGCCAAGUGCAAGGCGAAAAGCCUGAGCCCCAGGCUCGCCUACACGUCGCUGCUCUCCAGCUUCCUGCGCUCCUGCCCGGACCUGCUGCCCGACUGGCCGCUGGAGCGCCUGGGCCGCGUGUUCCGCAGCCGGCGCCAGAAAGUGGAGCUGAACAAGGAGGACCCGACCUACACCGUUUGGUACCUGGGCAACGCUGUCACCCUGCACGCCAAAGGCGACGGCUGCACCGACGACGCGGUGGGCAAGAUCUGGGCGCGCUGUGGGCCGGGCGGGGGCACCAAGAUGAAGCUGACGCUGGGGCCGCACGGCAUCCGCAUGCAGCCGUGCGAGCGCGCCUCCGCGGGGGGCUCGGGGGGCCGCAGGCCGGCGCACUCCUACCUGCUGCCGCGCAUCACCUACUGCGCGGCGGACGGGCGCCACCCGCGCGUCUUCGCCUGGGUCUACCGCCACCAGGCUCGCCAUAAGGCCGUGGUGCUGCGCUGCCACGCCGUGCUGCUGGCGCGGGCGCACAAGGCGCGCGCCCUGGCCCGCCUGCUCCGCCAGACCGCGCUGGCGGCCUUCAGCGACUUCAAGCGGCUGCAGCGCCAGAGCGACGCGCGCCACGUGCGCCAACAGCACCUCCGCGCCGGGGGUGCAGCCGCCUCGGUGCCCCGCGCCCCGCUGCGCCGCCUGCUCAACGCCAAGUGUGCCUACCGGCCGCCGCCGACGGAGCGCGCCCGCGGAGCGCCGCGCCUCAGCAGCAUCCAGGAGGAGGACGAGGACGAGGAGGAGGACGAGGACGAGGAAAACGCGGAGGAGCGCGAGGGAGGAGCCCCGCAUGGCGAGCGGGCCGAGGUGCUGAGCCUGGCGCGGGAGCUGAGGACGUGCAGCCUGCGGGGCGCCCCGCCGCCGCCGCCGCCGCCUCCCGCACAGUCCCGCCGCUGGAAGGGCGGCCCCCGGGAGCGCGCGGGCCAGGCCCGCUGAACUCACAGCCUCGAAUCCGGCUGCCUCAGCGGCUCCCCUGGCCCCCGACCCCGCCUCCCUCGUGGUCUCAGUUGUGAUCGCCCUGUCCCUCGUCCUGGCUCAGGGUGACACCUGACAUGCCCUUGAUUAUUGGGGUUGGGGUACCCCCCUUUCUCCAUGCCCGGAGUUUUCCAGGCUGUCCAUUGUGGAAGUGUCCCCGUGCUUUGCACCACGUCUUUUUGUCCACCCACUUCCCUGCUUUUUCCAAAACAUCCUCUCAGGAGAACCAGGGAGAAGUUUCUAGAAAUCCAGAAGGUGGCCCUGGUCAGGGCGGAGGCAGUGGCCUUGCCCUUGGUUCCCUCUAGUCUUCUUGUGAUAAGAACCAACUGGAGAGGCCUUGUAGGUGCAGAAUCCAGUGGCUGGGGAGAAUUGAGGCCAGGUCCCUGAUGGGUGCUGAAUCUGGGGUCAUAAACAGAGGCAGGAAUCCUGGACUCUGCUCAGCCUCUCUACUUGUUGGAGGACUCCUGGAACUUCACUGCUCUGCCUCAGGAGAAGACUAGGCUGGGCCUACUGAUGUCCAAAGGAUAGGCUGGGCUGGUAACAGCUCUGACAGUGCUGCGCAAGCCAGGGCCUUGCACUCCCACAGGAUCACCCCUUCUCUGCAGACAGAUAAGUAUGAACCACUCUAGGUGUCCCACAAACAGCACCAAGAUGGGCCUCCAGAAGGCGGUAAGGGAACCUUCAGCAGAUGUGUGGAGAUGUGGAGACACAGAUUCCCCAAGAGAGAUGCUCUGAUGUGCAAGUAUGGCUUGAUAGCAGCUGGAUUCACAUAGCGAGAUGAGGGAGGAGGGUGUGUCCCCCCAACAGAGGGAGUGGGCUCCUGCCCAGCAGUCUCCACAAGGUCACCAAAAAUCCAAAGAUCUACAUGUCACCAACUGAUCAUUGUAAAUAAAACGGAUCUGCUUUUUCAGCCCUGUCA
This is a messenger RNA of Cavia porcellus (domestic guinea pig), 2446 nucleotides long. RefSeq names its product family with sequence similarity 43 member B (gene Fam43b). The coding region runs from base 481 to 1488 and encodes 335 amino acids. The record is from RefSeq and is a predicted model, not a curated record. NCBI's taxonomy places the organism in Eukaryota, Metazoa, Chordata, Mammalia, Rodentia, Caviidae. The transcript has a single exon.